AUGGCGACCAACAAAAGCGCACACAGCAGCUCAUCCCCUAGCUCGUCGCGCUCGCGCUCCAAAGAUAGCCGCGCCGCUACCUCCACGCCUCCCAGCAGCCUCACGUCCUCACGCCGCCCAAGCGAUACUAAGACCACUGCCAUCGCGGACCGUACGUUGACCAAGGAGACCGCCAAAGCCACCAUACUCCGCUCCAUUGGCAAGGCCGCCGAGAACAAACUAUUCGAGCACGGUUUCGGAGGCGGACCACUAAAUCCUAAGUUCAACGAACUCAAGAACCUCAAACGAUAUCCAGACGUGAACGUCGACGGCAACGGAUUCGACUGGGAACGGGCAAAAGACUCUGAAAGAGUGCAAGAACUGUAA
Lecanosticta acicola is the source of this 366-nucleotide messenger RNA. The record is from the annotation of a GenBank genome assembly. Lineage: Eukaryota; Fungi; Ascomycota; Dothideomycetes; Mycosphaerellales; Mycosphaerellaceae.